Molecule: messenger RNA, 1818 nt
Organism: Acanthosepion pharaonis
Lineage: Eukaryota; Metazoa; Mollusca; Cephalopoda; Sepiida; Sepiidae
Source: the annotation of a GenBank genome assembly
AUGCUUUUUUUCUUUCUUUUUUAUUGCUUCUUUCAUUCCUUUUAUUCCUUUCCUUAUUUUCUUUUUUCUCUCCUUCCUUUUAAUCCUUCGCUUCUUCUUCUCUUUAUCCCUUCUCUUUUUUAUUCUUUCACACCUUACUUUAUUAAAGCCUUCCUUACACUUUUUUAUUUUCCCUCCUUUUACUGUUUCUCUCUCUCUCUCUCUCUCUCUCUUUAUUUUAUUCUUUAUUUCUUUCCUUCCUUUUUAUUUUCAUUUAUUCAUUCCGUUCUUGUUCCUUCCCUUACUCACUUUUUUUAUUCUCUCCAAAUUUCUUUUAUUGCAUCCUUAUUUCGUUCUGUCAUUUUCCACCUUUCCUUUUCUGUUUUUCUUUCUUUUCUGUUUAAUAUCUUUUCUUUUUAUUUAUCUGUUUAUUUCUCUUUUUCUUUUACUGUGCAUUACCUGUCUUUAUUAAUCCUUUCUUUCUUUUUUUUUAUUAUUACUGUCCAUCAUUUCCUUUUUCUUCUUCCUUCUUUUAGCCUCUCCCUCCUUCCUUUAUACUUGCUUUCUUUUAUUUUCUACUCCUUCUUUGUUUAUGCAUUCCUUACUUCAUUCCGUCAUUCGUUUGUUCUUCCCUUUCUCUUUCUCUCCUUCUUUUAUUCUGUCUAUAUUUCUUUCUUUAUUCUUUAUAUUUUUUCCUUCAUUUAUCCAUCCCAUUCUUCUUCCGUUAAUCUUCCCCAUAAUUAUUUUCUUCGUUAUAUCCUUGCAUUUUUAUUCAUUCUUGGCUUUAUUCUUCCCAUCGUCUCUUCCAUUAAUUUAUCUUUAUUUCUUUCUUUAUUUCCAUGUACUUUUUCUAUAAUUCGCUCCCGUAUGAUUUUUAUUCCCUACCUUUUUAAUUUUUUCUUCCUUUUCUUCUUUUUUCCUUCUUUCUUUUAUUCCUCCCUGGGUUCUUUCAUGCCUCAUUAUUCUUUUUUUAUUUUCUUUAAUUCUUAUUUCCUUCCUUCAUUAUUUUAUACCAGACAUUUUUCGUACCACUUUUUAUUUUUACUCAUUUCUACCUUCCUUUUUUUUCCAUUUUCUUCAUUUUCUUGUGUUCUUUCUUCCCUUCCUUCUUUUAUUUUUUCCCUCUUUGUUUAUUCUUUAAUUCGUUCCUUCUUUUUUUUUCACUUUUUUUCCUUCUUUUCUUCUGUCCUUCCUUUCGUUUUUCAUCUUCUCAUCAUUCCUCCUUUUCUUUAUUCACUCCAUCUAUUGGUCUGUUCAUAUCUAUCAACCUCUGUUCAUAUCUAUCUAUCUAUCUAUCUAUCUAUCUAUCUAUCUAUCUAUCUAUCUAUCUAUUUCAGGCUAUUCGUAUCUAUCUAUCUAUCUAUUUGCCUAACCUUUAUUUUUAUCUAUCUAUCUAUCUAUCUAUCUAUCUAUCUAUCUAUCUAUCUAUCUAUCUAUCUAUCUAUCUGUGUCUGUCAAGCCUUUAUUUCUAUCUAUCUAUCUAUCUAUCUAUCUAUCUAUCUAUCUAUCUAUCUCAGGCUAUUCGUAUCUCUCUCUCUCUCUCUCUCUAUCUAUCUAUCUAUCUAUCUCAUCUCAUACUUCAUGUUGAACGUAUCUAUCUAUCUAUCUAUCUAUCUAUCUAUCUAUCUAUCUUUCUAUCUAUCUAUCUAUCUAUCUAUCUAUCUAUCUAUCUAUCUCAUUAUGUUCAUACCUAUCGCAUUCUUUUCUUUAUUUCUCUACUUGGGUGCUUGCGUGUGUGGGUGUAUAAGAAAAAGUGAUUUUUCAAUUUUGCGAUCCUCCUCCUAUUUUUUGUUUGAUUUUUCUUUCUUUCUUUCUUUCUUUCUUUCUUUCUUUCUUUAA